CUGUACUGCACACACACAGUGUUUUGUGUAUGUGAGUGUGUUGUAAGUAGCUGUAGUUACUUUCGUGCAAGAGUGAAGUUCAUUUCAUCUGUCACAAAAACAUGAGGAUGGCUCUAGCAAAAAGCAGAGUUUUUGUCGUUGGGGUGGGAAUGACAAAGUUUGAAAAACCAGGUGUGAGAGACAUUGAUUAUCCAGACAUGGCCAAGGAAGCAGGACAAAGAGCUUUGGCUGAUGCAGGAAUAAAAUACUCAGCCAUCCAGCAGGCAUGUGUAGGCUAUGUAUAUGGUGAUUCGACAUGUGGUCAAAGAGCGAUUUAUCACAGUCUGGGUCUGUCAGGGAUCCCAAUUAUCAAUGUGAACAAUAACUGUUCAACCGGCUCCACAGCUCUGUUCAUGGCCCGUCAGCUGAUUCAGGGAGGCCUUGCUGAUUGUGUUCUUGCCCUGGGCUUUGAGAAGAUGGAAAGAGGUUCGUUGUCAUCAAAGUACAUGGACAGAACCAACCCUAUGGACAAACACAUGGAGGUGAUGAUUAACCGUUAUGGACUAGCGGCAGCUCCAGCAGCACCUCAGAUGUUCGGCAAUGCUGGUAGAGAACACAUGGAGAAGUAUGGCACAAAACCAGAACAUUUUGCUAAAAUUGCUUGGAAGAACCACAAACAUUCCAUCAAUAAUCCAUAUUCACAGUUUCGGGAUGAAUAUUCCCUGGACCAGGUCAUGAACUCCAGGAAGGUGUUUGAGUUCCUAACGCUCUUACAGUGUUGCCCUACAUCAGACGGGGCAGGAGCUGCAGUUCUGGCCAGUGAAGAGUUCGUGAGGAGGAAUGCACUGGAGGAUAAGGCGGUGGAGAUCAUAGCUCAGGAGAUGGUCACGGAUCUCAGCACCACUUUUGAAGAAAACAGCUGUGUGAAAAUGGUUGGUUAUGACAUGACCCAUCUUGCUGCUAAGAAGUGCUUUGACACAGCUGGUCUGAGGCCGUCUGAUGUGGAUGUCAUAGAGCUGCAUGACUGCUUCUCUGCCAAUGAGCUCAUCACCUAUGAAGCUCUAGGACUGUGUCCUGAGGGUAAAGCUGGUGAGCUGAUUGAUCGGGGUGAUAAUACAUAUGGUGGUAAAUGGGUGAUAAACCCCAGUGGAGGACUCAUUUCAAAAGGACACCCGCUUGGAGCCACAGGUCUGGCUCAGUGUGCAGAGCUGUGCUGGCAGCUGAGAGGGGAGGCGGAGCUUCGGCAGGUCCCCGGGGCAAAGGUCGCCCUGCAACACAACAUUGGACUCGGUGGAGCAGUGGUGGUCACUCUUUACAGGAUGGGGUUCCCUCAGGAAACAAGUUCUCGCAUUGCUGCCGUCCCCACCAGUGCGUCCAGCGAACACGUGGACUUCAAAGCUCACACCGUCUUCAAUGAGAUUGAGAAGAAACUGAAAGAGGAAGGCGAGGACUUAGUAAAAAAAAUUGGAGGUGUUUUUGCCUUCAAAGUGAAGGAUGGUCCAGGUGGAAAAGAGGCAUUGUGGGUAGUGGAUGUGAAAAAUGGCAAAGGCUCUGUGACCAAUGAUGCAGGUAAAAAGGCAGACUGCACCAUUGCUAUGGGUGACUCGGAUCUUCUGGCCAUGAUGACAGGGCGGAUGAAUCCACAAACAGCAUUUUUCCAAGGAAAACUGAAAAUAACUGGGAAUAUGGGAAUGGCCAUGAAACUUCAGAACUUACAGCUGACUCCAGGCAAAGCCAAACUGUGACAACACUGCAAAUGUGUACUGGGUCAUUGCACAAAGCAUUCGCAUAAUCCAGUUUAUUUAAUGGACUUGAUAUAGUUUACAUCAGUGAUGUUAACAGUAUGGGAAGUCCAAGCAAACCAUGUCAAAUGUACUGAAAUAACAAUAUUGAUGUGAAUCAAUUUAUCUGUUGAGGCAGCCUCAAAACCUAAACCACAUAGGGGCGGUUUCCAGAACAGGGUUUAGAUUAAUCCAGGACUAGGCCUUAGUUAUAUUAGGACAUUAUUCAAGUUUUUACAAAGAAACCUGACAAAAAUGAUACUGGUGUGCAUCUUGAGACAAAACAAUGGCACUGAUACAUGUUAAAAUAUGUCAGUACAAUAUGUUUUGAAAUUAAAGUAGCUCAAACAUGCAUUUUAGUAUGGGACUAGGAUAAGCCCUGUCCAGGAAACCGCUCCAUAGAGUAUUAACAAUAAAGUACAAGUAAAUCACAGUAAAAAUGACAGUAAAUUUGAGUGGCGUUUCUCAGAUUGAAGUUAUGUAACUAAUUGUUUACUGUACAGAUAAAUCUGACACGUGGAGCUUCAUAAUGUGCCACUAACUAACCAGUUAUAAUUCAAAUUUAUACCAUUUUAAAACUAAUAUGACUUUUAUUAAAAUAAUGAGCCAAGCAGAGAUUAACACAGUGCUUGCUUGAUAUGUGAUGGUGAAUUUAAGCACAUGUUUAAAAUCCUGCUUUAAAUACACACAUAGUAAAUAAGCUGAGUUUGUUUAGUGAUCUUUACUUUCGUAACUUUGGGGGUUGGGAAUAUUGUCACUUUUAACAAACUGUAUAAUUGUAUAUUAAUCAAGUUU
Messenger RNA from Misgurnus anguillicaudatus (oriental weatherfish), 2555 nucleotides. Its product is annotated as sterol carrier protein 2. Gene Ontology annotation, molecular function: acyltransferase activity, transferring groups other than amino-acyl groups. The record is from RefSeq and is a predicted model, not a curated record. NCBI's taxonomy places the organism in Eukaryota, Metazoa, Chordata, Actinopteri, Cypriniformes, Cobitidae.